AUGCCCCCCCCAUCAGCGAGCGAGCGAGUGCCCCCCCCGGCGCCCCCCGCUCCCCCUUCCCCACACCACCGUAUCCCCUUGCACCGCGCCCCGGGCGCCGUCGGCCACCCCGCCCAGAUACAGGCGGGGCUCGAGCCUGCCACCUGCCCGCCAACACAAGCCCCUUCCUGCCCUGCUCCGUACCGCUCGGCAGCGCCAACCCGUGCGACUGGCCUGCCUUCAGCCCCACCCCCUUUUCACGCCCUCUCCCUUCCAACUGCGAAUUACUUGCCCGGCCCUGCGUCACGUCCCAUACUCGAUGGCGCCCGACCCUCUCUCUAUCCCUGCGGCGCCCCCCCCACACCAUGGAAAACCAUGCCUGCCACCCCGCCCCAGGAUCGCAGAAGUGUGCCCCUGGUCCGGUCGGGACCCCCUCCCUGGGCCUCCGACCCGUACUCCCCUUGCUGUACCACCGCCCCGCUCCUGUGGCUCCCUGCUGGAGGUCAGGGGUCAGCAGCCCCAUCGCGGCCGCCGGGGCAGCUGUGUCCCGCCGCCGCGAUCCGGGCGCUCCUUGUGCUCGAGGUGCGGGGCGGGCGACCCUCGCCCCGGCCUCCAUCGCGGACCUGCUGCAUGGCUUCCCGGCCCGGCAUCCCUUCCCCCGGAGUUGCCCUUCUUGCGUUUGCUUGA
Auxenochlorella protothecoides is the source of this 666-nucleotide messenger RNA. RefSeq lists its product as hypothetical. The coding region runs from base 1 to 666 and encodes 221 amino acids. The transcript has a single exon. The record is from RefSeq and is a predicted model, not a curated record. NCBI's taxonomy places the organism in Eukaryota, Viridiplantae, Chlorophyta, Trebouxiophyceae, Chlorellales, Chlorellaceae.